UGUUUUCUUUUUGGAGGAUAUAACAGUUUUGAAAUGAUUGAGCGCGCACGAUGCGGUUCACAAACGACAAUCUGAACACCAUCCAAACACGGACAUAGCCAGAAAGACGCUUUUUUUUUCUGAAUUUGUGCGUGCACUUUUGAUUUAUUCCCCAUUUUUACCAUCAGAUUGUUGCUAUUGUUUGUGGCUCGAUUUAAACAAACACACAAACAAACAUAAAAACGAUCCAAACGUCACAUCGAUGGAUUAUUUCCACUGCAGCUCGGCAGAGGGGGUUAGAUGCAGCACCGAGCGUUUCUUUAGACAUGCUGAAAAAGCGCCGGAGUGCGGAGAAGGAGAAGAAGCAGAAUGGAAUUAACCAAGGGAGAACGGACAGCUCCCUUCCUUCCGUGAGGAAUACCAAAAUAUACACUAAAGGAGGAUUUUUUUGAGGGGGGGAUGCACAAGGUCACUUAUUUGGUAAGAUUAAUCUCACAUUGUAAUCUGAGACAUUAGAUGAUGAUGAUAAUGAUGAUGCUUUUUUUUUUUAGUGUUUUGUAAAUAAGAUGAUGGAAAAAAUGUUUAACCAGAGUUGGAUGGCAUGUAUCAAAACAUGAAUUGUCCUCCUGUUUCUGCAGACUGCUGAUCUAUGUGUCUGUCAGUUUGCGUCUGGAGGAACGCAGACAUCCAUGAUCUGAUAGUUUUUCCAUGUCUCGGACUGCGGGGAUGAAUUGUCAGCAUUGAAAAAAUGCUGCUGUGGAUUGUGUUGCUGAAGGCGGCUCUUUGUGCAGCUCUCGGGAACAGUACAAGCGACGUGUGCAAGGAGGAGAUCUGCUCGUGCAGUGCAGUAGAGGGCGAUUUGCACAUCGAUUGCGAAAAGCGCGGUUUCAGCAACCUGCAGCACUUGACUGGUCCGAGCUCGCAGUUUUAUCACUUGCUGCUGCAUGGGAAUUCCCUAUCCAGACUGUUUCCCAAUGAGUUCGCCAACUUCUACAAUGCAGUCAGCUUGCAUUUGGAGAACAACGGCUUACAUGACAUCGUCCCCGGCGCCUUCCUCGGCCUGCAGCUGGUCAAGCGCCUGCAUAUAAACAACAACAAGAUCCGGUCGUUUAAAAAGAACACUUUUCUUGGUUUGGAUGAUUUGGAGUAUCUCCAAGCUGAUUUUAACCUUUUAAGAGACAUUGAUCAUGCUGUUUUCAGGGACUUGAGUAAACUAGAGGUCUUAAUUCUUAAUGAUAACCUAAUUAGUGCACUCCCCACAAACAUUUUCCAGCAUGUUCCCAUAACACAUCUUGACCUGCGUGGGAACCGGAUAAAGACAUUGCCUUAUGAAGGGGUGUUGGAACAAAUUCCUGGCAUUGUAGAGGUUUUGUUGGAGGACAAUCCAUGGGACUGCAACUGUGACCUUCUUUCCUUAAAGCAGUGGCUCGAAAACAUCCCACAGCGGGCACUUGUCGGCCGGGUUGUUUGUGAAGCACCUGCGCGUCUCCAGGGCAACGAACUGAACGAGACAGCCGAGUCUGAGCUCUGCCCUUCCAAAGAUGGCGUCGAUUCCAGUUUGGCCGCACCUCCAACUCAGGACGAGACUUCAGAACUGGAUGCUCCUCCUUCUCCCACGUCCACAACCUCCAAAAUGGCCGGAGUGACAGAGAAAAGCGCUCAGAACAACAAGGGCCGUCCCAAAGCAAGAGAAAACUGGCAGCUAAAAAUGCCAACAGCAAUAGCAUCAGGAACGAGUGAUGUUGCGUGUCCCCAAACGUGCCUAUGCAAGCCAAUCGGCACUAGUCAAGGACUUGGGGUUAACUGUGAAGGUAAAAAAUUGGAGAGCGUGCUCAAUCUGAGACCCAAACCUCUCGGUGCACAUGAGCUAAAUCUACGUGAUAACAAUAUCCAUGCCGUGAAAAGGAACCAUUUUCGGGGUUACACAGAUCUGAACCUGCUCGAUUUAGGUGGGAAUAACAUAAAAACAAUCGAGAAUGGCACUUUUCAAAACUUGAGCGAGUUGCGGUGGCUUUACAUGGACAAGAACUAUCUGGAUACUGUCAUGGCGGAUAUGUUUGUGGGACUACAAAACCUGGAAUAUCUCAGUUUGGAAUAUAACGACAUCCAGCUCAUCAUAGCAGGAGCCUUUAGUCCAAUGCCUAACUUGCGGGUGCUGUUCCUAAACAACAAUCUGUUAAAGUUGCUGCCCACGGACACCUUUCUGGGUGUCUCCUUGUCCAAAAUAAGCCUGCAUAACAACUAUUUCACCCAUCUUCCCUUAAGUGGUGUCCUCGAUCAGCUCAGCUCGAUCAUCCAAAUCGACAUGCAUGGAAACCCGUGGGAUUGCACGUGCACUAUUGUGCCACUGAAACAGUGGGCGGAAAAAAUGGCACCUGACGUCAUCGUGAGCGACCUAAAAUGUGAGUCACCAGAGGAGUUCUGGAAGCAAGAUUUCCGUCACAUUCGCAUAGACCUGAUAUGCCCGGAACUUUAUGAGCAGGCUUUGCCGACUUUGCUUUCCAAAAAUGGCACCAUUGGUACGGAUUCCGACUCAGGAACGCGUCCUGGAUCGUACCCCGAGCCGAGCCGAGUCUCAAUUUCAGUUCUGGUGCCCGGAUUGCUGCUUGUGUUUGUUACUUCUGCUUUCACUGUUGUCGGGAUGCUAGUUUUCGUCCUGCGCCACAGGAAACGGUCCAAACGGAGAGAUGGGAACUCCUCGGCAUCCGAGAUCAACUCUUUGCAGACAGUUUGUGACUCAUCUUAUUGGCACGGCGCUGCUUAUCAUGCUGAUCACAGGAGCUAUGACUGCGGCUCUCACUCGCUCUCUGAUAAAUAAGGCACUUAGACAUUCAUCAAAGCACCUAAGUGUAAAAAAGCAGAUGCAUCCUGGUGGCACAUUCUUACUCGCUCUGUUGGGAAAUACCCUAUUUUUUCUUUGCUUCAGUUCGCUGUAAAUUUUCAUGAGACACCAUUAUGGAUGCUGUUGUAAAAUAUGUACCUCUUUCUUUUUCCUUUACCCUCCCUCUCUCUCUCUCUCUCCCCCUCUCUGUCUUUGUGUCGCAAUCAUUCGACUGCAAACCUGAGGAAGUGGAAAUGGUGCACGAUGGGAUGAGGAGCGCAUGAAUGUAAUGUAAAUAGCGACUUGUAACAUAUCUGCAUGAUCCAAUCCGCAUGGUUUUGACUCCCGAGCGCCGGGAACCAGACCACGACACGCUGACUCCAC
This is a messenger RNA of Ictalurus furcatus (blue catfish), 3184 nucleotides long. Its product is annotated as SLIT and NTRK-like protein 1. The record is from RefSeq and is a predicted model, not a curated record. Bases 728 to 2797 code for a protein of 689 amino acids. The transcript is spliced from 2 exons. Gene Ontology annotation, biological process: positive regulation of synapse assembly; regulation of presynapse assembly; axonogenesis. Gene Ontology annotation, molecular function: protein binding. Gene Ontology annotation, cellular component: glutamatergic synapse; GABA-ergic synapse; postsynaptic density membrane. Lineage: Eukaryota; Metazoa; Chordata; Actinopteri; Siluriformes; Ictaluridae.